Kogia breviceps (pygmy sperm whale) is the source of this 2607-nucleotide messenger RNA. It is a transcript of the gene TPO, whose product is annotated as thyroid peroxidase. The coding region runs from base 1 to 2607 and encodes 868 amino acids. Gene Ontology annotation, cellular component: membrane. The transcript has 14 exons. Gene Ontology annotation, biological process: thyroid hormone generation; response to oxidative stress. Gene Ontology annotation, molecular function: calcium ion binding; iodide peroxidase activity; heme binding. NCBI's taxonomy places the organism in Eukaryota, Metazoa, Chordata, Mammalia, Artiodactyla, Physeteridae. The record is from RefSeq and is a predicted model, not a curated record.
AUGGGAGCUCGGGCCGUCGUGGGCACCACGCUGGCCGUGGCCUGUGCCGGAGCUGUCUUCUCGUUCAUGCUGAGACACAAGGACCACUUUUGGGGAGAGACGGAGGAGUGCCGGGUCAGGGGCAUGGUGGAGGCGAGCAAGCUGCUGGUGGACGAGGCCGUCUACUCCACGAUGGGGAGAAACCUCCACAAGAGAGAAAUCAUUUCUCCGUCACAGCUUCUGUCUUUUUCCAAACUCCCUGAGCCCACCAGCCGCGCCGCGUCCCGGGCGGCGGACAUCAUGGAGGUGUCGGUGCAGGAGGCGAUGAGGAGGGCUCACCUAGGGUCUGGGCCGCCCACAGAUGUUUUAUCAGAAGAUCUACUGAAAACGAUUGCAAACCUGUCCGGAUGCCAGCCCUACAUGCUUCCCCCCAGAUGUCCAAACACCUGCCUGGCAAACAAGUACAGGCUCAUCACGGGCGCCUGCAACAACAGAGACCACCCGAGGUGGGGAGCCGCCAACACAGCCCUGGCCCGGUGGCUGCCCCCCGCCUACGAGGACGGCAUCAGCGAACCCAGAGGCUGGAACCCACACUUCCUGUACAACGGGUUCCCCCUACCCCCGGUCCGGGAGGUGAGCAGGCAGGUCAUCCACGUUUCCAACGAGGCUGUGACGGAGGACGGCCACUACUCUGACCUGCUGGCGGCGUGGGGACAGUACGCUGACCACGACCUGGCCUUCACGCCACAGAGCGCCAGCCGCGCUGCCUUCGGGGGCGGGGCCGACUGCCAGCGGACCUGUGAGAACCGAAGCCCGUGUUUUCCCAUACAGCUCCAGGCCAACGCCUCGCCGGCCGCGGGCCCCGCCUGUCUGCCCUUUUACCGCUCGUCACCCACCUGCGGCUCCGGGACCCAAGGCGCCCUCUUCGGCAACGUGUCCUGGGUGAGCCCGCGCCAACAGAUGAACGGGCUGACCUCGUUCCUGGACGCGUCCACCGUGUACGGCAGCUCCCCGGCCUCGGAGCGGCGUCUGCGCAACUGGACCAGCGCCGAGGGGCUGCUGCGCGUCAACGCGCGCUACCGGGACGCCGCCGGCCGCGCCUUCCUGCCCUUCGCGCCGCCGCCCGCGCCCCCGGCCUGCGCGCCCCAGCCCGGCGCCCCCGGGGCCCGCGCGCCCUGCUUCCUGGCCGGCGACGGCCGCGCCAGCGAGGUCCCCGCCCUGGCGGCCCUGCACACGCUGUGGCUGCGCGAGCACAACCGCCUGGCCGCCGCGCUCAAGGCCCUCAAUGCGCACUGGAGCGCGGACACCGCCUACCAGGAGGCGCGCAAGGUGGUGGGCGCCCUGCACCAGAUCAUCACCCUGCGGGAUUACGUCCCCAAAAUCCUGGGCCCCGAGGCCUUCGGGCAGCACGUGGGCCCCUACAGGGGCUACGACCCCGCCGUGGACCCUACGGUGUCCAACGUGUUCUCCACGGCCGCCUUCCGCUUUGGACACGCCGCAGUCCGCCCGCUGGUGCGGCGGCUGGACGCCCGCUUCCAGGAGCGCCUGGGGCUCCUGCCGCUGCGGGAUGCCUUUUUCCGGCCCUGGCGGCUCCUUGAGGAAGGCGGUGUGGACCCCAUCGUGAGGGGCCUGCUGGCGACGCCAGCCAAGCUGCAGGUGCAGGACCAGCUGAUGAACGAGGAGCUGACAGAGAGGCUCUUUGUGCUGUCGGACCCGGGGACCCUGGACCUGGCAUCCAUCAACCUGCAGAGGGGCCGGGACCACGGCCUGCCAGGUUACAACGAGUGGCGGGAGUUCUGCGGCUUGUCCCGGCUGGAGACCCGGGCCGACCUGAGAGCCGCCACCGGCAACAGGAGUGUGGCCGACAAGAUCCUGGGCCUGUACGGCCACCCGGCCAACGUGGACGUGUGGCUUGGGGGCUUAGCCGAGAGAGUCCUCCCCGGGGCACGGACGGGCCCGCUGUUUGCCUGCAUCAUCGGAAAGCAAAUGAGGAACCUGAGGGACGGCGACCGGUUCUGGUGGGAGAACCAGGCGGUGUUCACGGAAGCCCAGAGGCAGGAGCUGGGCCGGCACUCUCUGUCCCGCGUCAUCUGCGACAACACCGGCCUCUCCCGCGUGCCUCGCGAUGCCUUCCGGGUCGGGACGUGGCCCCGGGAGUUCGAGUCGUGCGACAGCAUCCCGGGGAUGCACCUGGGCGCGUGGAGGGAGGCCCCUCCUCCAGAGGAUGCCUGUGGCUUCCCGGACAAAGUGGAGGACGGGGACUUCCUGCUGUGUGAGGAGUCUGGAAGGCGCGUGCUGGUGUUUUCCUGUCGCCAUGGAUUCCAGCUCCAAGGGCCGGAGCAAAUUGCCUGCACCCGCCGAGGAUGGGAUUCCCAGCCUCCGGUCUGUAAAGACAUCGACGAGUGCGAAGACGAGACGGAACCCCCGUGCCACGCGUCCGCCCGGUGCGAGAACACCAAGGGCGGCUUCCAGUGCAAGUGCACCGACCCCUACGUGCUCGGCGAGGACGGCAGGACCUGCGUGGACUCUGGGAGGCUCCCGCGGGCGUCCACGGUCUCCAUCGUGCUGGGCGCCGUGCUCAUCUGUGGCCUGGCCGGCCUCACCUGGAUGGUGGUUUGCAGGUGGUAA